AUGAACUCAAUCGAAAGAAAACACUUCUUCGUGUGGAACGUCUUACCAGUGUGCUUCGGUGACCAAAUCGCUCCAAAUAGGCUGCCAUUUCCGGAAUUGUGUGAACUCAGUGGCUUCAAGGCCCUCUUGGACCAACUCAUCAACGAUCUGUCCGACUUGCAGAUCAUUACCGACGGACUCAUAAACGAACUCAAGACGAGACCGGAACGAAUCAGACCAUUGCUAAAGCGAUACGCGCAGGACGCAAAUAGAACCCCCACGUGCGUCGCAUGGACUUUCUUCUAUGCAACUCUCGGAACCUAUCUCUGUCUUCGAGAAGAAUCACACGACCCCCGGAUCUAUCAGAGAUGGAGAAACUGCCUUCUCGAAAUCGCAAACACAAGGCUUGACGACAGCGCCUUCAACUUCGAACUCGCCCCAACCCUAUACCUUCUUAGCCGCUCACGAGCUACAGCAAUCGGGUCAAUCAUUGAUGCUUCCAGACAAGCCGACCAGGAAAGGGAACAAGACAGCGGAAACGAAGGCACUGAAAGUGGAUCGGACAUCGCCGAAGAGGAUUUUCUGCCAGCCAACAGUGAAAUCAAUGGGAAUGAAGAGCAAGAGCAAGUACUCGAACAACCAAACUCAAUGGAGUCCUCACCAGCAAACAAAGCAGCGCCUGAACGUCCCGAAGAGGAGACAUCUCUAUAA
This is a messenger RNA of Oikopleura dioica, 690 nucleotides long. The record is from the annotation of a GenBank genome assembly. Lineage: Eukaryota; Metazoa; Chordata; Appendicularia; Copelata; Oikopleuridae.